UGUGGAUCCUAUAUUACAAAUUUUCCCGAAUCCUGUAUUACAAAAUUUCUAAUUAACCUUAAUUGUUUUUAAAAACUAUUUCCACAAAUUAGGUCCACGCACUGUACCUGCGUUGGAUACGUCGUCAUUUUUACGCCUGUUUUGCUAAGCUGGAUGGACCGAUAAAUCUGCCUCUGAUCGGAUGCUGCUAUCACUUCAUCGGAACUGGCAAAACACUUCGGAUUCUCCUGGACCGAUACCGUGCUCCCAUGGGCUGUUGGAUGGGACCGCAUCCGGUCGUCGUCAUUUCUGCACCGGAACACUGCCAGGCUGUGCUGAAUUUCAACGAUUGUCUAAGGAAGUCGGUCUUCUAUCGGUUCUUGGGACUGCCCGAUGGACUGGUCACUGCUGACAAAUGCAAGUGGAAACAGCGACGAAAAGUUAUGAAUUUCGCCUUCACGUCCUCAAUAGUGAAUAAUUUUGUGGAAGAUUUCAAUCAGAAAGCUCGAUUGUUCGUUAACAACUCGAAACGCUUUGCCGAUGUUGUCGAAAGAGAUAUUUCACCCAUGAUCUCCGAAUGGGCAUUGGAUACAAUAUUCGCUACGUUACUACAAUUUGAUUUGAACAGUUAUCGUGAUAAAACUGAAUUAACGAGAAGUGCGAAAAUGUUUUUACCUUUAGCUGUAAAACGUUUGUCAAACAUUUAUCACUACCCCGAUUACAUCUACACACGAUCGAAAGAUUUUGGCAAACUCAACAGAACCCGCAAAGCUAUUCGACGAGCUACAGCGGCGGCAUUGGAUCACAAAUUAACCAAAGAGAAGACUUCCUACAGAAAACUAACCCCGUCGAAUGAGAGACACAUUCGACCAAUGCUGUAUUUGGACAUGCUAAUAGAUAUGUUGAAAGAUCGCUCCCUAGCUAUGGACGAAGAGGAUCUGCUGGACCAUUUGGAGGAAAUCAUCUACACUUCCUUCGACAGUAUCAGCGCUACCCUUUCCAAUGUAUUGCAGAUGCUUGCCAUUCACCCACUCGUUCAGGAACGAGUCUUUCGAGAAGUAACUGCAAUUUUUCCGAAUGAAACAGACGCCCUCAGCCAAGAAGUUUGCCAUCGACUCCUCUAUCUGCGUAUGACCAUUAAAGAAACGCUUCGGUUAUUCCCCGUAUUCCCUGUUUUCGGUCGAAGCGUAUCAACUGACUUCCAACUAGACGACCGCACAACUUUACCGGAGGGAACUCAGGUGCUUAUUUCAACGGGAAAGCUGCAUCGUGAUCCAAGUGUUUGGGGACCCCAGGCGAACAGCCUUGAUCCCGAUAACUUCGGACUGGAAAAAACUGCCCAGAGACCGCCGUAUUCGUUUCUUCCUUUCGGUGGGGGCUCACGAAACUGUAUCGGUACCCACUACGCUAUGCUGUUGCUGGUGAUUGCUGUGGCCCAUUUGGUUCGGACAUUUCGCUUCCGGACAUCCCUACGAAUGGAGGACCUUGUGACCAGUGGCGGAGCACUUCAACGUAUCGAGAAUGGCUGCCGGGUGUCAUUGGAACCGCGAUCGGAGAAUCAUUGAUGGCCAGUGCGAAAAUUCGUUAGAAUAAUUUAAAACAAUAGCUUUAUAG
Molecule: messenger RNA, 1593 nt
Organism: Uranotaenia lowii
Lineage: Eukaryota; Metazoa; Arthropoda; Insecta; Diptera; Culicidae
Product: probable cytochrome P450 313a4
Exons: 5
Coding region: 249-1544 (431 amino acids)
Molecular function (GO): heme binding; iron ion binding; monooxygenase activity
Source: RefSeq, a predicted model, not a curated record